AUAUGGGGAUGAGGAAUGGGGGGUAUCGAGCUGACAGUCGGCUCGGUUAUCCUACCACCCCCUACUAUACGGUCUGGCACCUCGUGGACGCCACAGACGCCAUCUCGUCUCGUUUACCAGUAGUUUUCGAUUAUCUAAAAUCGUAACCCACCUUCAUACUAGCGUCAGCACACAUCUUGAUGCCUCUAUUCCACUUGUUUACCUAGCGCCUACCUACUGAGAGUAUAGGAUUCAUCUCUCGUGAACAGUCAUCGCCGCUAAGAUGUCGUUGCCGUCGCCCGAGCAGAUCGCCUACAUGAUGGCGCACGCCUCUGAUGAUCUACGACCCAAUAUCAUCGUGUGCGUGUCGGUAUGCGCGUUCCUCUCGGUAGUAUUUGUGGCCAUGAGGCUCUUCGCGCGCUGGCUUCACGGCAACAAUCUACUACUAGCCGACUAUCUGAUUAUUUUCGCCUUGUGUCUCUAUAUCCCAUUCUGCGUUGCGUUGGGAAUAUGUACGGACGCCGGUCUAGGGAAGCACGCCCUAUUCAUCAAGGACGCGCGGCUCCUGCAAAUUUAUUUCAUCUCGUCCGAAGUCAUAUACUCUGUCGUCAUCGUCACUAUCAAAUGGAGCAUCCUCGCCUUCUACCGACGAAUUUUCCCGCAGGACUGGUUUCGCUGGGCUCUUAUUGGGGUUGCCCUUUUCAUGGGUGCGUGGAUGUUCACCACUGUCUUCGCCAUUAGCUUCCAGUGCAUACCUAUCGAGUACAAUUGGGACAUGACGAUCGUUGGCGGCCACUGCAUCAACAUCGGUCAGCUUGCGCUCGUAACCAGCAUAUUGAACGUACUCACAGACGUAGCAAUCUUAAUUCUACCCCUCCCGUUAGUUUGGAAGCUUAACGUGUCACGCCAGAGGCGUUGGGGCUUAAUCCUCCUAUUCGGCCUUGGUGGCGGCGCGUGUGUCGUAGGAAUAACUAGGGCCGGCUAUAUCGGAGAUCUGAACGCCACUGUUGAUCCUACAUGGGAUAACGUUCCGGCGGCGUACUUAUCGGCCAUCGAGGUUCUCGCAGGUUUCCUUGUCGCAUGCAUCCCCUCGUAUCCGGUGCUCUUCCGCCGCGCCGCAAGCAAGACCGUAGCCUCUAAACAGUCUGGCCCUGGUAGCGGACAGACUCCUGGGGGUUCAGGCCGAAGCGGGGACUCUCGUCGACGCCCUGUCAUGUCGUGGAACAGGAUUACGAACACGGACGAGAUCGAGCUGCUUACUAGCCAGACACCGGCGAAUCACCGCUGGCAGACGUUGCCUGAGAAGACGGGCGACCAUUACAAGGAUGGCAAUCGAGGAGAUGUGAAUGGAAUGAAAGGGGGGCCGGGAGAAGCUGUCUAACGAUACCAAAGGAUCUGGAUGUGUAUGACACUGUAUGUUGGAACUGGGACUGUAUGAUAGUCGUUUCUGCCAUUUGUACAUUAAACCGUAUUGUCGGAGACUAGAUAGGUAUCUAGGCAUGUAUCUAUGAGACUAUGUAUUUAAGGGCCAUACAUGUACCUACCUAGGUACCUACAUAUGUAUGUCGCGAGGUAAG
This is a messenger RNA of Annulohypoxylon maeteangense, 1556 nucleotides long. RefSeq lists its product as uncharacterized. The transcript is spliced from 4 exons. Lineage: Eukaryota; Fungi; Ascomycota; Sordariomycetes; Xylariales; Hypoxylaceae. The record is from RefSeq and is a predicted model, not a curated record. Bases 263 to 1360 code for a protein of 365 amino acids.